Messenger RNA from Dentiscutata heterogama, 420 nucleotides. The record is from the annotation of a GenBank genome assembly. NCBI's taxonomy places the organism in Eukaryota, Fungi, Glomeromycota, Glomeromycetes, Diversisporales, Gigasporaceae.
AUGUCAUCGGCAAAUAAUGAUAUUGGUAUUAAUGAUGAUAAUAAUGAAAAUAUCAUAGAUAAGAUUCGUUGGUUCUAUAAUAACCUAGAGGGCCUUUUGAAACAAAAUAACCAUGCGUUAAAUAGUGGCGUUCAGAAGUUUGUCGAAAUAUAUAAACAGCAUCGGUCUGCACAAAAUACUUAUGGAGGAAAGAGAAUACGAGUUCAAGUCACUGCCACUUCACGGCGUAGAGUUAGUUUAAGUCAUGAGCUUAGAAAAGUUCAUCAAGGAAGUCCAAGAAAAAACACUCAAACUAACGAUACUGAAACAACCCAGAAGCUAAAUCGUUCAAUUAUGCCAGCUCAGAAAAGACACCCAAAAAAACGCUCAUAUAACUUGAAUUGGGCUUUAAAAGAAAACAGACCUAAUGCUGUAAAGUAG